Messenger RNA from Peniophora sp. CBMAI 1063, 1851 nucleotides. NCBI's taxonomy places the organism in Eukaryota, Fungi, Basidiomycota, Agaricomycetes, Russulales, Peniophoraceae. The record is from the annotation of a GenBank genome assembly.
AUGACCGUCCCUAGAGUGGUCGCCAGGUGUAUUGGCGCGGGCGUCUUCGUCGUCGUGACUCUGGCCAUUGCCGUCGCGCUCGAUCUCGCCUUCGGCUUGCGGCACUAUGCUUACUCUGCGCUCUCAUUGCCCGGCACACUACACGCUGUACCCGACUAUCUCAGGCGCCAACUGGAGUCUAACUUUAGGCUGAGCACUGCCGUGUCUGGUGAAGCUCCACGGACCCGCGAGUACCACUUUACUGUCGGUCAUGUCGUGGGCGCCCCGGACGGCGUGGAGAGGGAUAUGCUCGUUGUGAACGGGAUGUACCCCGGACCAACCAUCGAAGCGAAUCAGGGCGAUAGGCUUUUGGUCACCGUUCAGAACAACCUUGAUGAGAGGACGAGCAUUCAUUGGCACGGCCUCUACCAAAACUCCACGCCAUGGUACGAUGGUACACUCGGGAUAACAGAGUGCGGUAUUCUUCCAGGACAGUCUCUGACAUACAACUUUACGCUGGGCGAGUUCUACGGAACAACUUGGUGGCAUGCACACCCGUAUGGUUACUCGAGCACCGAUCUCAAAUCUGAUAUAGCCGGCACUCAGUACAGCGAUGGAGUCGUUGGCGCCCUCAUUGUACAUCCGACUCAGGAUGUCGUGGGCUGGCCGGCAUGGGACGAAGACCUGCUUGUACAGAUGGCCGAUUGGUAUCACGACUUCAGCACGAAUCUACUUGAACUCUUCAUGCGGCCAGACAUCGGGUUGACUGGUACACCCGGAGAUGAGCCAGUACCCGACAGUUCCACGAUCAACGGUCUCGGGCAGUGGCAAGGCCAUGGAGACUACUUCACGUUCAAUCUUGAACGCGGGAAGACGUAUCGCCUACGCCUCCUCAACACGGGCUCAUUCGCCUCAAUCAAGUUCUCCAUCGACUCGCACCAGCUGACAGUCAUUGAAGCGGACAGUACCCCAAUCACUCCCUUCACCGCGCGCUACGUGACCGUCGCAGUCGCCCAGCGCUACUCUGUACUGGUCAAAGCCGACGCACCACGAGCCGACAGUGGCGCGUACUGGAUGCGCAGUACGAUGAUGACAGACAUGUUCAGAUACUCGAAAUGGGGCAUCAACACGGACGUGCGCGGUAUCGUUCGCUACAAGGGCGAGUCGGAUGAAGGCAUGCUGCCUGGACCGGCGGACUCUCCUGACCCGUGGAUGGAGGACAAAAGCCUCCCGCUUGUCGAUGGCCUCUCGACACUGGAGCCGCUGGUCGAAGUACCCAUCCCUGAUGCGACGCGUGCGUGGCGCGUGCAGUACAGCUUCCAGAAGACCUGGGCACACGAGUGGUUGGGGUUCAUGAACAUGACGAGCUGGUUACCAGUCGAAGGACGCGCAUCCCUGUUUAACGUUCAAGAAGACGCGACAUACACGCCGCAAGGCACCUCAACACGCGGCGACGAAUUCUACAUCACAGAGGACGGGGUGUAUGUAGUCGACAUUCAGAUAUCAAGCCUCGACGAUGGAGACCACCCUUUCCACAUACAUGGCUACACACCGUGGAUCAUGGCCGUCGGCUCCGGUCGGUACAUCGGGCAAGAGUACAACAUCAAGAAGCCGUUACGCCGGGACACAUUCUUCAUCCCUGCUUAUCACUAUAUGGUCAUACGCAUAGUGACCGAUAACCCGGGGCUGUGGGCUUUCCACUGUCAUAUUCAAUGGCACAUGGCGCAAGGUCUGCUCAUGCAGAUAGCUAUUCAACCGUCAAAGCUGGCGCAAUGGACAGCACCGCCAGAACUCCUUGCCCAAUGCGGCGAUUCGUAUGUACCAAGGACAUUAGAUACCGCGUCAGAAGAUAUCGACACAUCGUCAUUGUAA